ACCGAUUUAGGGUGGCGACGCAGUUCCACUGUUCCACUGACUCAGUCCGCAACGCCGUUGUUCAGUCAUAUCAUAGUUUUGAAUAUUAAGUGUGUUAUUUAUGAAUCGUUUUGACUGUGUAGUACUCAGUUGUUGAUGUGAACAGUAAAUACAUAUUGAUAAAUGACUUCAUGUGCCAGUUCUUAGUAGUUAAAAUACUCUUUGAAAUUGAACAGUUAAGGGAGAGUGGAGUUAAUUGAGUGUGUUUUAGUGAAAUCGCAAGAAGCAGUUCAUUGUAGCUACAGUAAUGGGAUCAAUGUGGCAGGACAAAGGAACUGUUACAUUUGAGGAAAAAUGGCCAGCAAUGAGGCCAACCGUCUUGAAGCUUCUGAGACAGGAAUGCGUGACCCGUGCCGAAUGGCAGGAUCUUUUCUGGGCAGUCCACAAAGUAUGUCUUUGGGACGAAAAAGGGCCUCCCAAAGUCCAGAAAGCUCUCCAGGAUGACAUUUUAGAUUUCAUCACUCAUGCGCAGGCUCGUGUCCUGGACCAGCAUGAGGAUCAAGCUCUCCUUAAGGCAUAUAUAACAGAGUGGAGAAAAUUUUUUCAACAGUGCAACUACCUCCCGCUGCCCUUCAACCAGCUUGAAUCGGCACUGGCUGGCAAAACCACUACUUCAGUAACCAAAAAGGUCCAGAAUGACGACUCUAUAGUUAGAAAGGUAACUCAUUAUUCAUAUCUUCUGUUUUUAGAGUACACAUCUGAAUCCUAUGGAAACACUCAUUGCAUCUCCUCCCCACUAUGGAUGGGUGCUCAACAGCAAAUGCCAUUGCUCCACCUUCCUACACCCCCAGUGCCUCCUCCUUCUGGUUUCACUGUGCCACCAUUGUUGAUGUUCAGGUUUCCUGCAUCAGCCCUGUCCCCCUUGGUGAUGACAGAUGUCAGUGCCAGCUGUUCCAAUACAUCUAGUCCAGAAGGGAGACAUCAGUUGCAGUUUAGUGACGAAGUCAAGGCCAUUGAAAGGGCCAGUAAUAGACAUUUCUCUCACUCCUCAGGUACCUUGCAAGAGGAGCAAGAAGUGUCUCUCAGUAGCACACAAAGAACUGUCUUGUAG
Macrobrachium nipponense is the source of this 1090-nucleotide messenger RNA. Its product is annotated as cullin-5-like. Gene Ontology annotation, biological process: SCF-dependent proteasomal ubiquitin-dependent protein catabolic process; protein ubiquitination. The transcript has 6 exons. The record is from RefSeq and is a predicted model, not a curated record. Lineage: Eukaryota; Metazoa; Arthropoda; Malacostraca; Decapoda; Palaemonidae. Bases 287 to 1090 code for a protein of 267 amino acids. Gene Ontology annotation, cellular component: Cul5-RING ubiquitin ligase complex; SCF ubiquitin ligase complex. Gene Ontology annotation, molecular function: protein-macromolecule adaptor activity; ubiquitin protein ligase binding.